AUGAAAUCAAUUAUUCUGAUUGCACUCAUUGCUGUGGCCUUUACAGCCAGAGUCCAAGAGAGAAAUAUGGCUAAGGUGUAAGCUGAUUUAGCUAAAAGCACCUAUGGAAAAGCCUUACUUCACUUGGUUGAAUUACACUCAAUGGCUGGAGGACCAGUUCAAGAAUUAAUUGAUGCUAUUGAAGAACUUAUCAAUGAUUUGGAAGAUGAAUUAGAAGAAUUAGAAUUCAAUUUCUAAGUGAGAACAAAUGAACAUAAUGCCUUAGUAGUCAGUUUGGAACAAGACAUCCAAGAUGCUGUAAUUGAUGUCAAUAACACACAAGACACAUUGGACAAUCUCCUCUACCCAAGAAGAGCCUAAAUCUAAAGCAAGAUUGAUUCAGUCAUUGGAUAUCAAGAGGACAACAGAAAGAAUUAUGAUGAAGCAAUCUUAGUUAGAGAAUAAGAACACGAAGCCUUCGAAGCAUAAGUUGCUGAAUUGAAUGAUGCUACUGCCUCAGUUGAUGAUGCUUUGGCUCUUCUUGCUUCCCUCACUAACCCAUCAUUGUUAUAAAUCAGAAGAUUCUAAAACACACUCAAGAACAUCGAAAACAAGAUCAGAUCAAGAUCAAGAAUGGCACCCAUGAUCAAGGCCUUGAUUAAUUUGGCUUCUAAUCAAAACUUCUCUAAUCAAGACGUAUUGAAGAACAUUGUUGAUGCUCUCAACGAAUUCAGAAAUGCAGUCGUUGAUUAAAUCAAUGAUUUGACAGCCUAAGAAGCCUAAGACGUUGUUGAUCACGAGGCUUACCUUGAAUAAUUAGAUGAGGAAUACAGUGAAUUCUAAAGAUAAAUCAACAGAGCUACAGUCGACUUGACUGCCACCAAUGAGAAAAUUGAUUCAAUGACUGAAUUCAGAGACCAAAGAGCAGCUGAUUAAAAACAAUACACUGCUGAAUUGGAAUUAGAAAACAACACUUAUGCUGAAGAAACUGACAUCUAUACUAAUACCAAGAAUGAAUUCACCAGAGAGUUGGGAGUCAGUGAAUCCGCCUUGAGUUUAGUCAAAAGCGUAGAUUUCUCAAACAUCAAAGUUUGAUAUUCAUCCAAAAUAUUAUAAAUAUCAUUUAAUUUUAUGAUC
Paramecium tetraurelia is the source of this 1116-nucleotide messenger RNA. RefSeq lists its product as uncharacterized. The record is from RefSeq and is a predicted model, not a curated record. Lineage: Eukaryota; Ciliophora; Oligohymenophorea; Peniculida; Parameciidae. The transcript is spliced from 3 exons.